Messenger RNA from Eimeria mitis, 3282 nucleotides. RefSeq lists its product as uncharacterized. The transcript is spliced from 14 exons. Bases 1 to 3282 code for a protein of 1093 amino acids. Lineage: Eukaryota; Apicomplexa; Conoidasida; Eucoccidiorida; Eimeriidae. The record is from RefSeq and is a predicted model, not a curated record.
AUGGUUCAUCACAUGAGGAAGUGCGUCACUUGCUCAGAUGCCACUGCGGAGUCUAACAUGCGCGUACUACUGGAUGUUCUCGGGGACAACGAGAUGCUGGAAGCCCUUGAGGGAGAGAAGCGGCAAACGUGUGCUCAGUUGCAGGCCACUGCCUGUCCUGAGUACUUCAAGAGCAUAUCUUGUGAUACGGUAAACAUGAUAGAACUGCGACAGUCUCUUAUACAAGCGGAGACUCAGAUUAGCUCGUCAGACGGGGCUCCAGAGGCAUGUACCGACGCGUUGCGCCAAGGCCUCAUGCUUUUUGACAUAUUCGUCAUAAGCGAGCCACUCAAAGAGUUCCAGAGAGACCCUUCUGCAGGACCCCGUCAUGCUCUAAAUCACCUCUUUUCCACCCUCAACCUAGCCUCUAAGGCGGGUGUACAACAACAAGCUGAACAACAGUCCGCUGAAGCCGCCAGACCGACAACUGGCGGCGGCGUCGUCGCUGAAGAGUUUAUCGAAAUGAAAAGAUUAAAGAACAAGUCGAAGGCAACUCAAGAAUCUCCAGAACGGACUGCCUCCUCUCCAGGCAGCUUGCAGGCUAUCCUUAGCGAAUAUCCAGAAGCAUAUCUAGCAUUUGCAGGAACAGGUGGUCCAAUUGCUUCCCUUAUCGUCAACUGGUUCACUCAAGCCUUUCUGCGCUUCGAUGAAUUCUUCGGGGAAAACGAAGGCAACCGGCGCCCAUUGGCCCCUCUGCCGAAGCUCCUGAGCAGCGGUCAUGAGCAUAGGCUCUCAAGCCUCCCGCGCACCUCCUGUGACCUGAUGCUCCAAGCCACCUUCGCGUUGCACCUUGCGGAGAUGCAUGCCAUCGAACGUAUAAACAGUCUGCAGCAGAUGCUCCCUCCAGAGGAACUGGAGUACUCUCUGCCUUUGGAGCUGUAUGCUGGCGGAAGGAUGAAUUUCCAACGGCUUUGCAUGGGCUUCAGCUCUCGCCGGGGUGCAGAAGUCCUAUUAGAUGUACCUUGCUUGUACGAAGACACUGUUCUUGCGAGCAUAGAGGCAAACGCUGAGAAGACAGGAGCUGCUGCAGAAGAGGGAACGUCCUUGCUGGAGUCAACUGAGCAAGAACAGCGAGAAGCUCCAUCGAGGGCAGUCCGUAAAAACGCCCUCUUGGACUUCCUACUGCUUCAACUUAGAGGCGGGAAUUAUAAGGCAGCCGCGCAUCUGCUUGGCAAUGACUCUGCGCCGUCCUGGCAAAACGAAGUCUGGGACAAGCGACUCCAUUGUCAGUCAAAACUUGUCAGCUUGCAGUGCUCUGCAUUGGGAAACUUCUUCGACAUUCUCGACCGCCGAUUUAUCGGGCAAAUCGGUGACUUGCUAAACUCCACAGCCAAAGAAGCUGCAUGCGGAAGCGCUACUGCGAAGUGCCCUAAAAAGGCAGUGGCCAGGCAAAGUCCCUUAAAGGCGCUUGGCAGUCAACCGACUGUGCUUUCUCAGUUCCUUCCGCGAGGCCCCGUUGGAGAAGGCAUAUUUCGCAUUUUCGUUUUACUCAGUGGCAACAGAUGGAAAAACAGUAAAGAACUCGUCUCCUGUUCCGAUGGCGUCGAAAACAUACUCCGCAACUUUACAGCUUUGGUUUCCGACCGUGCGACAUCCGUGCUGCUCUCCCGGUGGCUACCGCGGGCUGUACAAAAACUCAUGAAAAAGCACUUGCGCCGAAAGUAUUCGAGGCGGCACUUCCGCUUCUUAUCAUCGAAACUCCCAUCUGCUUUCUACAUGAAGCUUCGCUCAUGUGUAGAUGUCGUAGUUCAUCCGCUUGUUUUCGAGCAUCUGAAUCAGCUGGCGUUCACUGGCUCAGAGCCGUCCGGCGCUAGAAGUCGCGCUGGCGGUAUUUCAGAAAGGCUUGACAAGAUCAUAGCUGAGACCGCUACACAAGGACUUCCGCAGCAAUUAAAGAAAAAGCUUCAAGCGGGAGAAAAGACAACUAUGAAAGAUUUCAAUGGGAUCAACUUUUCUCUUGUUCAUCCGCCAACGCCAAAAACCUGGCAGGAAUACCUUAGGUUGGAGCUCGAAGAUAGCUUAGUUGCCUGGUUGAUGAGGCCAGGGAGUCGAGAAAGGAUACAGCACGAAUGCAGGGGAGGGAGAGGUUCGAACAUUGCUGCCCUUUUCAGGGACAGCUUAGAUCUUCUGAAGAGCUCCGACACUGAAAAUCUCGCACUGAUUGGGAAAGUCGUCAGCCCAAAAGAGACCUCCGUUGGCAGGCCGUUGCGGCUUAAAUCCUUUAUUUAUAAGCUACUGAGGCUUCCAUCUUACAAGACCCAGCACCAUUCGUUUGUUGCAAUCAACCUUCGUAUUCGUGAGGCUCUGGAGUUAGUGCGGGUCUUGGUAGAAGUCUACACACAGAACAAGGGAGUGUUUGAGAACCAGGAGGUAUUUAUGACAGCUGUUAUUGACCUCUUUGAGCACUUUGAAGAGAAGAGCAGAACUACAUCAGGGGGACCGCUUGGGGCAAGUUCGUUCGGAAUGGUAUUGAUGGGAGGGGAUGUAGGGCUACGACUUUUCAACCAAAUGCUUCCUACAACUCAGAAGAGGAUGCUAAAGAAGGCAAAAUAUGGUUCACCUACAGUUUUUACCAGCCAGAUGCAACUAACGGGCAGCUUGCUCUCCGCUAGCGGUCACUCAGGGCUCGGAAUGUUCCUGCAUGCCCAGUCGGUGUACUUUGGGUUAAUGAUCAAGAAGUGGGUUCAAAAGCGUACAGAAGACAGAAUCCGCGAAAUCAUCUCUUGGUUAACUCUAGGCUUGUUCUUCGCUUCUUCUUUGGUUCAAGUCACAGAAGGGGUCACAGAAAUUGCCAGCACUGGAAAUGAAACAGGUCAAGCCAGCAUGACGACAGGUUGUCCCCCAAUAGGCUUGUGUAUGGACGACAGCGGCAAUGCAUUCGUCGGCAAUCCCACAGGCUCGCCUGCAUUGACUGCUCUACAAGCUAUUAUGAAGACAGGGAUCAUGGCGAGCAUCGCCGUGUUUGCUGGUCCUCUUAUUGCUGUGUACAACAUAGCCGUUUCUCAAUUUAGUAUUCUGAGCCGCUUGGAGAUGGCGAUCGGAAAUACUUGCAAACAGUUGGUAAGUCGGCUUGCGAAGAGCAAAACCAUCACAAACAUCAAGGAGCUGUUCGCAACAAAGCAGGAUCGGAUGAAAUCGAGAGAGGCAGCGGCAGCUAAAAAGAACGCAAGUCUUGGCGACGAAGUUGAACAGUCCUUAACUGCAUUCUUCCAAGGGCACGAGCAGAAGAGGUGCCAACAGUAG